Messenger RNA from Apodemus sylvaticus (European woodmouse), 2394 nucleotides. Its product is annotated as protocadherin alpha-2-like. The transcript is spliced from 2 exons. NCBI's taxonomy places the organism in Eukaryota, Metazoa, Chordata, Mammalia, Rodentia, Muridae. Gene Ontology annotation, biological process: homophilic cell-cell adhesion. Bases 1 to 2394 code for a protein of 797 amino acids. The record is from RefSeq and is a predicted model, not a curated record. Gene Ontology annotation, molecular function: calcium ion binding. Gene Ontology annotation, cellular component: plasma membrane.
AUGCCUUCUUUGAGCGGGGGCCCAGAGGUCAGGCAGUGUCUGCUGCUCUUGCUUCCUUUCCUCGCAGCUUGGGAAGCUGGGAGCGGCCAGCUUCAUUACUCCAUCCCAGAGGAGGCCAAACACGGCACCUUCGUGGGCCGCAUCGCGCAGGACCUGGGGCUGGAGCUGGCGGAGCUGGUGCCCCGCCUGUUCAGGGUGGCGUCCAAGGACCGCGGGGACCUUCUGGAGGUAAAUCUGCAGAAUGGCAUUUUGUUUGUGAAUUCUCGGAUCGACCGGGAAGCGCUGUGUGGGCAGAGCGCGGAGUGUAGCAUCCACCUGGAGGUGAUCGUGGACCGGCCGCUGCAGGUUUUCCACGUGGAGGUGGAGGUGAGGGACAUUAACGACAACCCGCCGCUAUUUCCAAUGACAGAAAAAACUAUCCAGUUUCACGAAUCUAGGCUGCUUGACUCAAGGUUUCCUUUAGAAGGAGCAUCUGAUGCAGAUAUCGGAGUAAAUGCUCUUCUGACCUACAAGCUCAGCCCCAGCGAGUUUUUCUUUCUAGAUGUACAAACAAGCGACGACCUAAGCCAAUCUCUGUUUCUUGUGCUGGAAAAAUCUCUGGACAGGGAGGAGAAUGCGGAGGUGAAAUUGUUACUGGCAGCUACUGACGGAGGCAAGCCUGAACUCACGGGCACUGUUCAAAUACUCAUUAAGGUAUUAGAUGUGAAUGACAACGAACCUACUUUUUCCCAAUCAGUUUACAAAGUACAAUUGUUAGAGAACACUGCAAACGGAACCUUAGUGAUAAAACUAAAUGCUUCCGAUGCAGAUGAAGGAUCAAAUAGCGAGAUUGUGUAUUCACUUAGUAGUGAUGUAUCUUCCACCACACGGACAAAGUUUCAAAUAAAUUCCACCUCAGGAGAAAUCAGAACUAAGGGAGAAUUAGAUUAUGAAGAAAGGACAUCCUAUGACAUCCACAUCAUUGCAUCUGACAAGGGAAGUCCAUCGAUGUCAGGACACUGUAAAAUUUCAGUAAAACUUGUGGACAUCAAUGACAAUACGCCAGAAAUCUCAAUAACGUCUCUCUCACUACCUGUCCAAGAGAAUGCUCCAUUGGGUGCUGUCAUCGCCCUCAUCUCAGUGUCAGAUCGUGACUCGGGAAUCAACGGGCAGGUGACCUGCUCUCUCAGUCCUCACCUCCCCUUCAAGCUGGUGUCCACUUUCAAGAAUUACUAUUCUCUCGUGCUGGACAGCGCCCUGGACCGCGAAACUACAGCCGACUAUAAGGUAGUGGUGACAGCGCGGGAUGGGAGCUCGCCCGCACUGCGGGCCACAGCCAGCAUUUCUGUGGAGGUGGCUGACGUGAACGACAAUGCUCCUGUGUUCGCGCAGCCUGAAUACACGGUGUUCGUGAAGGAGAACAAUCCACCAGGAGCGCACAUCUUUACGGUAUCAGCAGUAGAUGCCGAUGCGCAGGAGAAUGCGUUGGUGUCCUACUCCCUGGUGGAGCGGAGGGUGGGUGAGCGCUUGGUGUCAAGCUAUGUGUCUGUGCACGCGGAGAGUGGCAAGGUGUUCGCGUUGCAGCCUCUGGAUCAUGAGGAGCUGGAGCUGCUGCAGUUCCAGGUGAGCGCGCGAGAUGCUGGUGUGCCUGCCCUGGGCAGCAAUGUGACUCUGCAGGUGUUUGUGCUGGAUGAGAACGACAAUACACCAGUGCUGUUGCCUCAUGGAGCUGUGGGAGUUGGCGGUUCAGUGAGUGAGCUUGUGCCUAGGUCAGUGGGUUCGGGCCAUGUGGUCACCAAGGUGCGUGCAGUAGAUGCGGACUCUGGUUACAACGCGUGGCUCUCAUAUGAACUGCAACCCACAGUGGGCAUGCGUAGCCUGUUCCGCGUGGGUCUGUAUACGGGCGAGAUCAGCACCACGCGAGUCCUAGAUGAAGUGGAUGCGCCACGCCAGCGCCUGCUGGUGUUGGUGAAGGACCAUGGUGAGCCUGCGCUGACUGCCACAGCCACAGUGUUAGUUUCUCUAGUUGAGAAUAGCCAAGCUCCAAAAACUUCAUCAAGAGCGUUGGUAGAUGCUGCUGGCCAAGAGGCGUCUCUGGUGACUGUUAAUGUGUAUCUGAUCAUUGCCAUCUGCGCGGUGUCCAGCCUGUUGGUGCUCACGCUGCUGUUGUACACAGCGCUGCGCUGCUCGACAACGCCCACCAGUGGAGCCUGUGCUCCGGGGAAGCCCAUGCUGGUGUGCUCUAGCGCGGCGGGGAGCUGGUCAUACUCACAGCAAAGGCGGCAAAGGGUGUGCUCUGGAGAAGGCCCACCUAAAACCGACCUCAUGGCAUUCAGCCCCAGCCUAUCCCAAGGUCCGGAAUCAUCAGAAGAGAGACAACCACCCUUAGAGGCUGAACACUUAGGAAAGACCUAA